AUGGGAGACAAUACUACACAUCACUACAUUUCCUCUUUCUUCCUGGUUGGUAUUCCUGGUUUGCAAGAUUUUCAGUGCUGGAUUGGCAUUCCUGUCUGUCUCCUGUUUGUCUUCUCCCUACUGGGGAACACUGUAAUCAUUGUUACCAUCAAGCUAGAGCCAGACCUCCACCAGCCUAUGUAUUUUUUCCUUUGCAUGCUGGCAGUGAAUGACAUGGCUCUUGCAUCUUCUGCAGCUCCCAAGAUGCUUGGCAUCUUCUGGUUGGAUGACCACUGGUAUGACUUUAAUAUCUGCCUAGCACAAAUGUAUUUCAUCCAUACAUUUUGCAUAAUUGAGUCAGCUCUCCUAGUUGCCAUGGCCUUUGAUCGCUAUGUAGCUAUUUGCAUCCCAUUGCGUUAUGUAACCAUUUUAACUUCACCAGUGGUGAUCAGGAUGGGGCUAGUUGGAAUGACUCGAGCUGUUCUCAUGGUUUUGCCCUGCCCUCUUCUGAUUAAGAGACUGCCAUAUUAUACUAAAUACGUCAUCAAUCAUGCAUAUUGUGAGCACAUGGCUGUGGUGAAGUUAGCCAGUGCCAAUACCCUCAUUAACAGAGCAUAUGGUAUCUCGGUGGCCCUAACAGUGAUGACAUUGGACCUUGGGCUUAUAGCUACAUCCUACUUCAAAAUCCUCCAGGCUGUCUUUCGUCUCUCUUCCCAGAAUGCCCGUUCCAAAGCCCUGGGCACCUGUGCUGCCCAUGUCUGUACUAUCCUUGUUUCCUACACACCUGCACUGUUCAGCUUUCUAACUCAUCGCAUUGGCAAGAAGGUACCCCCAAGUGUUCACAUACUUUUUGCAAGUAUGUAUCUUCUGGUGCCCCCAACAGUAAAUCCCCUGGUGUAUGGUGUUAAGACCAAGCAGAUUCGUGACCGAGUGGUGGGUCUCUUUUUCCCAAAAAGAAAAAAUUCUAAAAACUAA
Molecule: messenger RNA, 954 nt
Organism: Chrysochloris asiatica (Cape golden mole)
Lineage: Eukaryota; Metazoa; Chordata; Mammalia; Afrosoricida; Chrysochloridae
Product: putative olfactory receptor 52P1-like
Exons: 1
Coding region: 1-954 (317 amino acids)
Biological process (GO): G protein-coupled receptor signaling pathway
Cellular component (GO): membrane
Molecular function (GO): G protein-coupled receptor activity; olfactory receptor activity
Source: RefSeq, a predicted model, not a curated record